UAAUGAUAGCAACUACAUAACUGCUAGAAUACAAAAAGCGAAGUCAUCAUUAGCUAUGUUCAGUAUAGGUCUGUGGUUGUGCCAGUAAAGAUGGAUUGUAUUGAGUUUUCAGUGAACGGACGGAAAUGUCGAGUGACCUCCUCCCUGCCUCGGGAGACGACCUUGAACGCCUACCUCCGCUACCACCUGUCUCUACCCGGAACCAAGUCUAUGUGUCAGGAGGGCGGCUGCGGCGCCUGUAUCGUGAGCGUGCGGGUCGCGGGGGCUAGCGAGGAUGUGGAGGUGUUUGCUGUUAAUUCUUGUCUAGUGCUAGUGUUCUCCUGCCAGGGCUGGGACAUCACGACGGUGGAGGGGUUGGGGAGCCGCGCGGGGGGGUACAGUCAGGUGCAGAAGCGGAUAGCCGCCUUCAACGGAUCCCAGUGCGGGUAUUGCACGCCUGGAUGGGUCAUGGCUCUUACGAGCCUGCUCGACAAGCAGCUUACAAUGGAAGAGCUAGAAAAGUCGUUCGGCAGCAAUACCUGUCGAUGCACAGGUUUUCGGCCAAUAUUGGACACAAUCAAGUCUUUUGCCAUAGAUGCCAGCCCAGAGCUGAAGACCAGGGUUGCAGCGAUCGAAGACAUUGAAGAUAUCUCGUAUUGUAAGAAAGCUAAUAGGAUAUGCGAGAGAAAAUGCUCUGAAGCUAGUAACGAUAGUGACUGGAGCAUUGUAUGUGCUCCGAAGGAGGUUCCUCGGAAUGCCAUAGAGUUGGAUUUCGGGAAGACGAAAUUUCAUAAGGUCUUUGAUGAGGAGCAUGUUUUCGAUAUUUUGAAGAGGGAGGGCUAUGAUUCGUAUAUGUUCGUCAGUGGGAAUACUGGGAAAGGUUUAUUAGAAAGCUAUGAAUACCCACGUAUAUUAAUAGACAUCAGUGAUGUCCGAUCACUAAAAGGGCAUAUAAUAGAUCAGAACCUAAUUAUUGGCGCAAACACUAGUUUAGAAGACGCUAUGGAAAUAUUUAAGGAAGUAAGCAGAAAGCCAGAAUUCGCUUACUUGGACGCAUUUGUUGAGCAUUUCGAGAAGAUAGCUCAUAUUCCAGUUAGAAAGAUCGGAUGCUUGGCUGGUAACUUGAUGAUGAAGAAGGCAGUUCCCACUUUUCAAUCUGACGUUUUCUUACUGUUCUCAUGCGUUAGAGCAACGGUCACUAUUCGUGAUGCCAAUGGUACAAGAAUUUCAGUGCCAAUUGUGCAGUUUCUGAAGUCUUCAACUGUAGCUAUGCUCCUGGUUAGCAUUGAGUUACCUCCCCUGAGUUCCAGACACAUAUUUAAGAGCUAUAAAAUAAUGCCAAGACACCAAAACGCGUUAGCUAUCGUCAAUUCAGCGUUUAUGCUGAAAAUAUCAGAUGCUGGUACUGAAAUUGAGACAGCCAGCAUAACUUAUGGAAACAUACGUCCUGAUUUCUAUCAAGCUUCCUACACUGAGGAGUUCCUGAAAGGGAAAGAUGCAUUUGAUAAUAAAACUCUACAGGGGUCCAUAAAACUGUUGAAUCAUGAGAUUCAGCCAGACGAUUGUCCCCCAGAAGCAUGCCCAGCAGCUAGAAAUAAAUUGGCUAUCGGUUUAUUUUAUAAGUUUAUCUUGAGCAUCUCUCCUCACAAUCUACUUCCUCCCUGCUAUAAAUCUGGAGGUGAACAUAUCAAAAGACCGCUGUCCCAAGGAAUUCAAGACUUCCAAACUGACCCUGCGUUGUAUCCUCUGAACCAGCCGGUCACAAAACUAGAAGCACAAAUACAGGCGUCAGGGGAGGCUCAAUACGUAAAUGAUAUACCACCGCUUCCGAGAGAGGUAUUCGGGGCAUUUGUGCUGUCGACUGUACAUAUUGGCGAAGUAGACCAUAUUGAUGCCUCGGAUGUUCUAGAAACAGAAGGAGUGGUAGCUUUGUACACACCGAAAGAUAUUCCUGGUUUAAACUCAUUUACCAAACCCGGCUUUCAACUCUUGACCGAAAACGAAGAGAUCCUAGCAACAAAAAUUAAAUACUACGGCCAACCCAUUGCCAUAAUAGUAGCAACCACAGCAGAAUUGGCUCAGAGAGAAGCAAAGAAAGUCCAAGUCACUUAUAAGAAUGUUAGUACAGAUGCUCCAGUUCUUACUAUUGAACAAGCGAAGAAGGAUAGUAAAAGAGUGUUUCCUAGUGAUGCUGCCAUUGGACCAGUUGGAAGAGGCACUAAUGUUCAGAAAGUUGUGAAAGGAGUGUUUGAACUUGAAGCACAAUACCAUUACUAUUUGGAACCUGUGACCUGUGUGGUGAUACCAGUCGAUAACGGUCUGGAAGUCUACGAUUCUACCCAAUGGAUCGACUUGACCCAGAUUUCGAUAGCCCAGUGUUUGAAAAUGAAUGAAAGCGAUAUCCAAGUGAAAGUGCGUCGUUUAGGAGGGGGGUUUGGGGGCAAAAUUACCCGCAACGCCCAAGUGGCGACCGCUUGCGCGCUUGUAGCAAAGAUCCUGGACACCCCUUGCAGAUUCAUCCUGCCUAUACAGACCAAUCUGACGAUUUGUGGAAAAAGAUUGCCUUGCCAGACCGAAUAUGAGGUUGGUGUCGAUAAAGAUGGUAAGAUCCAGUAUUUAGAAGCCAGCAUAUUUGAGGAUCAAGGCUGUUCCCGAAAUGAAGAUAUAUUAAGUUACACAGUAGAUGGCUUCCCUAAUUGUUACAACAAAGACUUUUGGAGGGUUAAAAGUGCUAAUGUUCUUACGGAUCUAUGUUCCAACACGUUUAUGAGAGCACCAGGUGACUUAGAAGGCAUAGCAACAAUAGAACAUAUAAUGGAGCAUAUAGCUUUCGAAGUAGAGAAAGAUCCGACCGAGGUUCGACUAGCAAACAUGCGGAAAGAAGACAACGAUAUACCAGAACUCAUAGAAAAGAUGAAAGUGUUAACGGAAUAUGAGAAGCGGUACCGAGCUAUUAAAGAAUACAACCAGACAAACCGAUGGAUGAAAAAGGCGAUCAAAAUCAACGUCAUGCUGUUUCCAGUAAUGUAUUACGGAAACUAUAGUGCCUUUGUAUCCAUUUACAGAGGCGACGGUACAGUGACCGUCUCGACAGGAGGAGUAGAAAUGGGACAAGGCAUCAACACAAAAGCCGCUCAAGUCUGUGGGUUCACUUUAGGAGUCCCUUUGCACUGUGUCUCUAUAAUUCCGAACCAUUCGUUUGUUUGCGCAAACAAUGUGUUUUCCGGUUCGAGUAUAACAAGCGAGAGCGUUUGCUAUUCAAUAAUUAAGGCUUGUGAGAUACUGAAAAAGCGUUUGGAGCCAGUGAGGCAGAAGCUGGUAAAUCCUUCUUGGUUGAAGUUGAUCCAGCAGGCCGGGGCUGAUCAAGUGGACUUGACGGCUGAGUAUAUGAUGAACGAUAUGGAACCAGAUUUAAAGUCUUAUAGCGCGUUUGCUGUGAACGUGAUAGAGACCCAAUUGGAUGUAUUGACGGGAAGGUUUGAGAUACUGAGAGCGGUUGUAAUGGAAGAUGUCGGAUUGAGUGCCAAUCCUCAGGUUGAUGUAGGUCAGGUGGAGGGAGCAUACAUUCAAGGCAUCGGGUACUAUACAAGUGAGAAGAUGGUGUAUGAUCUGAAGACCGGGAAGUUACUGACUAAUCGAUCUCUGAACUACCACGUGCCGCUAGCGAUGGACAUUCCCGCUGAUUUCAGAAUCAGUCUGCGAUACAACUCCAAGAAUCCUAAAGGAGUUUUGGGUUCCAAAGCGGUGGGAGAGAUGGGUGCGUGCACAGCAGUAGGAGUGAUAUUCGCGUUGAGGGAAUGUAUCCACGAGUCGAGGAAAGAUUCCGGAUAUGCACAUCAAUGGAUCGAUAUCGGUGUGCCCUUCGAUACGGCGUCCAUAUUAAAAGCGCUGGAUGUAAAAGAGGAAGAGUUUUUACUCACCAAAUGACCGGGUGGCUUCUACAAGUCUUCACAUUGUUGAGCCGACCCUUGUGAAUGUACUUAAUAUUACUUAUAUUGUAUAAAAACUAUGAAAGGACUCAAAGAUGUAGGAUUGCCUGAAAUAAAACAAAUUUUAAAUUA
Messenger RNA from Plutella xylostella (diamondback moth), 4040 nucleotides. RefSeq lists its product as uncharacterized. Gene Ontology annotation, molecular function: iron ion binding; 2 iron, 2 sulfur cluster binding; FAD binding. Lineage: Eukaryota; Metazoa; Arthropoda; Insecta; Lepidoptera; Plutellidae. The record is from RefSeq and is a predicted model, not a curated record.